AUGCUCAGAAUUAUAUCUUAUAAUAUUAGGGGAAUAACAACAUGCAAAAAACAACAACUGCUUAAAAUAUGGUUAAACCAAAAUCCACAUGACAUUGUUAUGCUCCAAGAAACACAUAUGACAAAAUUUUUCCAUCUUGAAAAUUUUAAAAAUUCUUUUCUUGAUUAUAAUAUUAGGGGGGCAUUGGGUACAUGGGUUGCUGGUGGUGUUUUAAUUAUGAUUAAGAAAAAAUAUAAUAUGGUUGAUUAUGGAUCAGAUACUAAUGGUAGAAUAGUUUAUAUUAAAAUUGAAUGUAAUCAUGUUCCAAUAGUAUUAGUCAAUGUUUAUGCUCCUGCUCAAAUAACAGAACGAUGUUCCUUUUUUAAGGAAUUAUUUUUAUAUAUUCCUUCUACCAAAUGGAUUAUCAUCGGAGGGGACUUUAAUUGUACCCCGAACAAUCAUCAAGAUAGAAACAAAUUAGCUGCACAAACAGAUAAUCUAUCUUAUCGCAUUUUACUUAAGGAGGUGAUCAAUCCACUAUUGUUAACUGAAAUAUUUAGACGUAAACAACCUAGGAAAAUUAUUUAUUCAUAUCAUGCAAGUGCAGGCAAUUAUCAUAGUCGUAUAGAUCUGGUAUUUGGUUCUGAUAUUAUAUACAAAAAUACACAUGAUAUUGGUUAUGUUCCAGUGGGCAUAUCAGACCAUGACGCAUUAGUUUUAUCUAUUAAAAUACCACCAUCAACCGAUAAAAAUAUGCAUCGUAGAUGGAUAUGUAAUCCUAAUGUAAUUAAAAGGAAAUCCUUUUUAGAAAAAUUCCAUCGAGUAUGGAACAUUAUUAUCAACACAGCUGAUCUUAAUACAACUGAAUGGUGGAAUGAUUUUAAGACAAGCCUAAUUAUGAUAAUACAACAAGAAGAAAAAGAACUUAAUCGUGAAACACGACGUGAAUUAGAUGAAUUAUCUAAAGAAUAUCGUUUUAGAGCAACUAAUCCAUCCAAUGAUGACUUAGCACAAUUAGAGAUUAUUAGGCAAAAACUCCACGAUGCAUUAACAGAAAAAUUCGUUAAUAGUAUUCCAAGGCAAGAUGACCGUGAUUUUAAAUGUCUUAGUAAUUUAGCUAAAGCGAGAUUAGCACAUGCUAAAGCAAAUCAAUCUAGAAUUUAUUAUCUUACUCACCCAUCUAAAGGUCGUGUUGAAACAGAUGAUGGAAUGAUGGAAAUUUGUUGCAACUUCUAUCAAGAUUUAUAUAAUGUUAAACCAAUCGAUACAUUUUAUUGGAGUGAGUUAUUCGGAGAUAUAGCAACACUCAGUCAAAAUGAUAUCGACUUACUUGAUCGUGAUAUAACAACUGAUGAAUGUUAUGAAGCCCUUAAAGCUAUGCAAUUAGGUCGAGUUCCAGGUGAUGAUGGUUUAACGAUUGAAUUAUGGAAAUUUAUUUUUCCAAUAAUAGGAGGAAUUAGACAAGGUUGCUCACUUUCUGGUUAUCUAUAUGUUAUGUGUUUAGAACCUCUGUUAAAUUUAAUAAGAAAAAAUCCCAAGAUACCCGGUGUUUUAGUUCCAGGUAGUCAAUAUAGAUCACUUGUUAAUACAAUUCUUCAAAACGAUGAAACAAAUAUUGAAAUUAAAACAUUAGCAUAUGCUGAUGAUGUAUGCACUUUUGUUUUUAAUACCAAUGAUGAAUUUGAAACUUAUGAACUGUUUAAAAAAUAUAGUUAUGCAUCAGGUGGUAAAACAAAUGAUACAAAAACAGUUAUCUUUUGGAUAAGUGACUGUCUCGAUCCUCCUCCUUUUAAUGCAAAAAUUGAAAGAGAGAAAUGUGCCUUCCUGGGAAUACCAAUGGAUACUCAAGGUCAGUUACCACAAGAAGAAAUUGAUAAAAUGGUAAACAACAUCAAGAAAGAAAUAGGACUAUGGUCCUCAAUAAGACUGUCCUUAUGUGAAAGAGCAAGUAUUCUAAAAUGCUUUAUAAUUAGCAGAUUGGUAUAUUUGUUAUCAUCAAUGUUAAUUACUAAAAAUGUAAUUGAUUCCAUCCAAAAAAUUUGUAACUCCUUUUUUUGGGGAAGAACACAUCCUUUUAUAAAAUUCCAAACUUGUGUUGGAAGAAAAGAGGAUGGUGGUUUUGGCCUUAUACAUUUAGAAUCGAUGAUCAUUUCUUAUCGAAUUAAAUGUGGCUUAACAAUUACAAGUACAAUACCGAAAAUAUGGAAAUUGUUCGCAUUACCAUAUGUAGGUUUACACUUAUAUAAAUAUUCACCUUGGUUAUGGACAAAUCUAAUCCCACAUUUACAAGAUGAUAAACAAUUUUUAGUGAUGUAGCAAUACAUACUGCUAAAUGGUUAAAACGUGGUGGUAAUGUAAUAAAUAAUGGAAAUGAUAAAUCUAUCUAUUGGAAGUUUAUCAAUCUAAAUGUUUAUCAACCUCCAGUAUGUUAUGAAAGGAUCAGUCACUUGAAAAAUAUACAAUUUUACAAGUUGAUACAUCAUAGUAAAUUACCAUCCAACAUCAUAGAAUUCUGGACAUCAUUAGCUAAUUAUGGAAUAAAUACACAUGAUAGACUUGGUAAAACAUUAGAAGAGAAGAAAUGCUUAUUCUGCUCAUUACCAGAAGCAUUAUCACAUAUUUUCAUUACUUGCUCCUUUUUUAACGAGAUUUACAAAUUGUUAUUUGAAUACAUUAAUAAGUUUAAUGUAUCAAUCACAAGAAGUGAAUAUGAUAUCAUUUAUCUAAAGAUUGUCUCAUCAACAACAUCGAGGAUAAUUCAAAAACAAAUUACAUAUUCGAUUGGUAAUUACCUAUAUGCAAUUUGGUCAUAUAGAUGUAUUAUUAACAACAGUAACAAUCGAAAUCAAAAAGAUCAUCCUGAUAAAUGCCAAGAUAGGUUUAUGAAAUAUAUGACAAAGUUUCCAUUUGAUAAUGGUUAAUUG
Molecule: messenger RNA, 2903 nt
Organism: Rotaria sp. Silwood1
Lineage: Eukaryota; Metazoa; Rotifera; Eurotatoria; Philodinida; Philodinidae
Source: the annotation of a GenBank genome assembly